Molecule: messenger RNA, 3236 nt
Organism: Alosa alosa (allis shad)
Lineage: Eukaryota; Metazoa; Chordata; Actinopteri; Clupeiformes; Clupeidae
Gene: abhd11
Product: abhydrolase domain containing 11
Exons: 6
Coding region: 440-1033 (197 amino acids)
Cellular component (GO): mitochondrion
Source: RefSeq, a predicted model, not a curated record
CCAUGAGUUAGCAUUGUCGAGAGUGUGCCAGGUGUUGUGCUGUUUGGCCCUCUUGUAGAAAUAUUCUAUGUUAUCAUGAGUGUCGCUUGUCGCUUUCUUUCAAGUGGUCUCUUGCAUAAAGCAACAUCACAUAUUUCUAUUACUGGAUGUCGUAAUUCCUGCUUUAAUAAUGCACGGAUGCACUGGAUUCGUCAAAUCGGAACUAAAGCCAACUCUACUGCUGAUUCUGCAAGACCCGUGACUUUAACAUAUGAUGUCUUCGACGGAAAAGGGGACAGUACGCCGCUGGUUUUUCUCCAUGGUCUUUUCGGCAGUAAAUCCAACUUCCACUCCAUAGCGAGGUCUUUAGUUCAGCGGACCGGCAGAAAGUCAGGUGGUGACAGUAGAUGCACGUAACCAUGGCACAAGCACACACAGCCCCAUAAUCACCUACGAGGCAAUGACCAAUGACCUCACGCAACUACUCUCUCAGCUGCGAAUCGGGAAGUGCAUUCUGAUUGGCCACAGCAUGGGAGGCAAGGUGGCCAUGACAACGGCACUCACGCAGCCGACUCUAGUGGAGCGCCUGGUGGUGGUGGACAUAAGCCCCGCCCAGUCUGGGUCAGUCACAAAUUUCCCCAUCUACAUCCAGGCGAUGAAGGACGUGAGCGUGCCCAGAGAUGUGCCCCGCUCCACGGCACGCAGGCUGGCGGAGGACCAGCUCCGCAAGCAUGUCAAAGAGCGCUCACUGCGGCAGUUCCUCCUGACAAACCUGGUUGAGGAGGAUGGUCAGUAUUCUUGGAGGAUCAACUUGGAGGCCAUCUCCAAUCACCUGGAUGACAUCAUGAAUUUCCCAGAAUUCAACACCAGCUAUGAGGGACCAACCCUCUUCCUUGGUGGGACCAACUCUGCCUAUAUCAGCUCUGAAGACUACCCAGAGAUCCAGCGUCUUUUCCCGUGUGCAGAUAUUCAGUACAUCCCAGACGCCAGCCACUGGAUCCACGCAGACAAGCCACUGGACUUCAUCAGCACAGUCAUAUCCUUCCUCCAGUAGCCCCGGCCAAGCCAGACGCAGGGAACAGAGGACAGGACCUUACAGUUGUCAGCAAGGAGAAAUGUAUGAACAAGCAUCUUUUUUAUUUAGUUUUUGUGUCUUUCUUUUUUAGUCUCAUUUGAUUUUGCCUUUCUUUUUUUUUUUGGAGUGUUUGUUUAUAUUAGGCUAUGUUGUUUAUGGCCAUUUCUUUUUGUUGUUGUUUUUAGGUCAUCAUCAAGUAAUAGCAGUGUAUGCAGAUGCCUAUGGUUCCGCAGAGUUGAAUACUAUAGAAUUCUUACAUAGGCAAUUAUUAACUUACCCAAAGGACAUAUUAUGAUCAUUACUAUGAUUAAUUGCUGGAUUGUAGUAUAAAGGUAUAAGGUGGGUUUCCAUGGGCACUUCUAAUCAGAUUAUAAUCGGAACAAUGACUCAUUCAGAAUAAAAAUGAGACACAUAAAUACCUUGAUGGGAAUAAAACUGCCGAUCCGAUUCUAAUUUUUCAUUCGGAAUAGUUUAAUUGGAAUGACAAAAAAAAAAAACUGUCCAUGUAAAUCCACCUAUAGUUUGGAGUGAAAAGCACAAGGUUUGAAUAAUGUAAUAACAGAGUAAUGGACUUUAGUGGGGCCUAGAGAAGGUCAGCCAGGGUUUUUUUUAGUCUUACAGACAGUACAGAUCACUAAAAGCUUUAACACAUCUCUUCUUUCAUUUUAAGAUAUAUUUGUUAAUAUGCGGACAGUAUGGUGAAAAUCCGCAAGUUGUGUUUUUUUCAUUUUUUUUUUUUUUUUACUACAUGUAAGGGAACAGUAUUAAAUAUACUGGUAGUUAAUUAGAUGAGAAUAUAUAAUUUAACCAGGUGAGAGAGUUAGGGUCAUCUAAAAGAAUCUGCCAUUGAUAAGGCAGUUGGCUUUGACUCCAGUGUGAAGGCUUCACACAACUGUUGACAACCUGCUACAUUGGAUACUGGUCACUAAAUAAGAUGCAUGCAACAUCAGCAUAGUUCACACAAAUAUUGCGAUUGUGCCUUCACAAAAUUGAGAAAUGAAAGCCACAUUAAUAGAUGAUAAAUAAAUAGCAUACAUUAAAGGUUAAUUAUUUAAGAUAAAUAUAAAUUGAUAUGCAUACAUUCACAGAUCUCAACAAUACUUGAAUAUGUUAGCACUAUUCAGGUUCCAGUUUAUAGAAAAACGUUAUCAAUAUUUGGCUGUACAGUUUAUUAUGACCAUCCCAAUGUGACCAAUAUGGCAGGUUAUAAGACAGUAUUCUAACACAGGAGUGCCAUUUACAGUGCCGUUGGCUUUCUCAGGGGGCACGUAUACAUAUUACAUACGUAUACAUACAUAUAUUACCUGUGCCCUAAUACUUGAAUUGCCACCUUUUAGUGUACAGUUUGUACAUAGAAAGCUCUUGUCUUUUAUUCUAAUUUGUGUUCUUUGUUAACAUGUAAGGAUUAUAUAUGCGUAAAUAUAAUAUUUACACUACGUAAUGAAUAAAGGGACACAAUAUGCACUGCUAACCUCAACAGCUCUUAUGUCAUUUAUAAAUAAGUGAAUAUUCUACUGUUGAUGUAAUAUUUGUCCAAGUCAGGUAUAGUAAAUGGUGUAAUAUUAUUGUGCUGGACAUUUCUUGUUUUGUUUGUUCUUAGGUAAUACUUGAUCAUUGUCAGAAUUACUGGUGACAGACAUAACUCUUCCAGUAUCGCAGAUGUUAAUCAUAACAUUCGUAGCUAAAUGUUAAUAGUCAUUAACAGCAUGAGUUUGUAUUCUGUUUUAUCUAUUUCCAGUUGACUGUGGCAUAACUGUGCACCAGACCGGGCCAAGUCUCAUAUUAGAGUGAACUGCAUUGUGGGUAGUUACAUGAUUCUUUGAUCCAUUUUCAUAUUUUUUCUUUCUGGCUUUGGGUAGCAGCUAAGAGGAGUAGGAUGAUGCAGUUCGAUCAGAAUGUAAAAGUGGUGGUUUUCAGUGUGUAACUGUCAUGAAUGAAUUGUUGUUUAACCAUCAAGAUUGUCAGUGUCUGAAUGAGGUUUUUAAUUUUGCAGAUUUUAUUGAACUUAGUGAUUUUCUCUAUCAAUAUUUUUUGACAGAAGACAAAGUAACCUAUAUUUGUUGGAAAAAAGCUUAUAUUUGUGUGUGUGUGUGUGUGUGUGUAUGUUGAGACUGACAAGUGAUGUCCAUUUGUAUUGCGAUGUUGUAGUUAUUUAUUAUAUACAAAAAAAAAUAGAAAUGUC